Molecule: messenger RNA, 674 nt
Organism: Amphimedon queenslandica
Lineage: Eukaryota; Metazoa; Porifera; Demospongiae; Haplosclerida; Niphatidae
Exons: 4
Coding region: 115-588 (157 amino acids)
Source: RefSeq, a predicted model, not a curated record
ACUGACCAUAUCACUGGAGGCCAUGUUGCUGAUUACAGUGCCAGUAAAAGUGCUGAGCCUCCAUACAUUCAAGUAUCAGUAAAACCUAAUCAGUCUGAACCUGUUGCUGAUGAGAUGUCCCAUGCUCUACUUAUUGAAGGUAUACAAACAUCAUCUGAUGCAUCUACUGUUCAAUGGAAUAUUGAAGUAUCUAAGAAUGACUUAUUAUCAACCACUCCUUCAUCAAUUUUCGCUCCCACUUCAACUGAAAGAGUAGCGGGAGCAGAAAUUGUACCAGAAGUUGCUUAUAAAGUGAUGUCAGAAUAUAUUUCAGCUUUCAAACACUGUGGGAUUGAUCUUCACUUCUUAGCAGAGAAGUUAUUAGAGAAGAAGAUAAUAAAUGUUAGACAAAAGAAGAAAGCCACUGAUGAACACAGUGGACGUACCACUGACCAGAGAAUGGAUCAACUACUUGACAUUAUUAAAGACUCUGUACAACAAGAGGGAAAGGUUUUUGAGUAUAUUUUAGAAAUACUUAUAGAUGAAGAUACCAUACUAGCUAACAAACUGUAUGAUGAUAUGAAUAGUAAAUACAGAGAAUAUAAAUAAUAGCUUUUGUAUUUGUCAAGUAUUCAAGCAUAAUUGCCUUUUUAUUUUUUUUAAUUAUAAAAUUAAAGCCGCCCAUUUUUGAUUUA